Molecule: messenger RNA, 1824 nt
Organism: Orussus abietinus
Lineage: Eukaryota; Metazoa; Arthropoda; Insecta; Hymenoptera; Orussidae
Gene: TrpRS-m
Product: tryptophan--tRNA ligase, mitochondrial
Exons: 6
Coding region: 601-1743 (380 amino acids)
Biological process (GO): mitochondrial tryptophanyl-tRNA aminoacylation
Cellular component (GO): mitochondrial matrix; mitochondrion
Molecular function (GO): ATP binding; tryptophan-tRNA ligase activity
Source: RefSeq, a predicted model, not a curated record
CAGCACCAAGGGUUGACCGGGUGGACCAGGUUGACAUCGAAGAAAAUGAAAGGAAAUGCCAUGUUUUCGCCGCUCCGAUAUUCCCCAUUCUCCGAGCUCCACGGACCACCACGGAGCGUCGCCGUCGAAUUCGAUGUUUGGGUUUGUUUACCCGCUGUCGUCUAACGACUUUGCCCCAAAACCAGCCGAGACUUUUCCACGCUUGGCGUGGACCUGCCUUCCCCUUUAAAGUCCAUGCUCGCUGCUGGAAACAGCGGUAAACUGUGUGGAAUGGUUUCGAUACGUGGCCGCUAGGCGACGGCGACAUAACCCAACAUAACCCGGGGCAUGGCCACUCUACAACCUCCUGUCUGCUCCUGUCUGUACUGGUCUGUACCGAGAGGCGCGUACGAAUUCGCUUUUUAAUGAGAAUUCAUCGUUUGGAUCCAGUACGAUCAAAUUGUUCUUACAAAUUUAUCGUAAGAUUCUAUGACGGACGAAAACGUAUAUAGGCAUGCAUGACAGGCAACAGUUCGGUUAAUGGAAGUUCGUUACCGUCCGAUAACCUAAAAAAGAAAGGGGAAAGGAUCGAUAUAAACUAGGAGUGCGAUUUUACUCACGAUGCUUAAGAUUUUGAAAAAACGAAAUCUGCUAUUCGAUGGUUUUAGAAUGAUGAGCGACUGUAAGACUUUAGUCGCUAAUUCGGAAGAGUCAUCAAAAACGUACCCAAAGAGAAUAUUUUCUGGAAUUCAACCAACUGGCAACGUACAUCUAGGAAAUUACUUGGGAGUGAUUCGAGACUGGGUUCGCAUGCAAGACGCUAAAGAAGACGUUCUACUAAGUAUCGUUGACUUACACGCGAUCUCCUUGCCACAGGAUCCUAAGGAAUUAAGGAAGAACAUUUAUAAUCUGAUGGCUACGUUAUUAGCUUGCGGUAUCGAUCAUGAGAAAACCAUUUUAUUUCAACAAUCUGGCGUUCUGGCGCAUACGGGAUUAUGUUGGGUUCUCGGCUGUUUUACGACGAUGCCUAGACUUGCGCACCUACCACAAUUUAAAGAAAAGAGCCAGAAAGUUAAAGACGUGCCUUUAGGUAUAUACAUAUACCCGGUAUUACAAGCUGCUGAUAUUUUGCUGUAUAGAGCGACGCAUGUCCCUGUUGGACAGGAUCAAGUACAACAUUUACAGUUGGCCCAACAAUUAGCACAAGUUUUUAAUACGCGAUAUGGAGAGACCUUUCCUAUACCUCAUUCUGUAAUAAAUAACAAUAACUUCAGGAUUAGAUCGUUACGAGACCCAUCGAAAAAAAUGUCAAAGUCAAGCAAUGAUCCCAAAGGUGUAUUGUCAUUGAUAGAUGAACCAAAAGUAAUCGUAAACAAACUUAAAAAAGCUAUUACUGAUUUUACGUCACAAGUGACUUACAAUCCCCAGGAAAGACCAGGUGUUGCAAAUUUGAUUUUGUUGCAUUCGGCAUUGAGCGGAAAAACUCCUGAUGAAAUCUGUUAUGAAGCUCGUGAUCUGGAUACUGGAAAGUACAAGUUGGUACUAGCAGCCGAAGUUGUUGAUAGACUACGUCCUAUUCGAGAAAGAAUAAUGGAACUGACGAAUGAACCACAGUAUUUAGAUGAUGUUUUAAAAAAAGGCACCGAACGUGCGAUAGAAAUUGCUGAAGAAUGUUGGUUAGAUGUAAAAAAGAAAAUUGGUUUCAACAGUGACAACGUAACUUCGUAUGGGAAUCAAGUGAGAAAAGAAGCAAAUAGAUCAUAAUGUACUUAUCGUAAAUAGCGAUAUAAAUUCAUUAAGAUACAUAAUUUACAUCCAUAAUAAAUUUAUUUAAGACACUUCAAA